AUGCAGAUCGUACUAGGAAGUGUACAUUGCUAUCACCAUAACACUAUGAGCGACGGUGGCGCAGAGGUUGUGGUCCGAGUGCGUCCACUGAGCGAUGCGGAGAAGGAGAAGCGCCACUUCCAAUGUGUUUUCCAACUUGACAAGCAGCGACUACUACUUGUCGAUCCGGAAAAGUACGAGAACAAUAUCCUACGACAGAAUCGACAGCAUGAGAGGCAGUUCAGCUUCGAUGCUGCUUUUGGACCGAAUUCAUCUCAGAAGGACAUUCACGAGGCAACAACUUCGCCCCUUGUGGAUUCUGUAGUUGCUGGAUACAAUGCGACAGUGUUCGCAUAUGGAGCAACAGGCAAGUUCUUCAGAAUUGAGAACUUUCGAUCCGGUAAGACGUUCACGAUGAUAGGUACGAAAGAACGACCAGGAUUGAUGAGCUUGUUAACGCAAAGCCUCUACCAAAAAAUCAGCCUCGAUCAAUAUCAAGUACAAUUGUCCUACCUGGAGAUCUACAAUGAAGUGAUACGAGAUUUACUGAAUCCCUCAGGAGGGGUACUGGAUUUGUUGGAGGAUGAUAAAGGAAACAUCCGAGUACCAGGACUAUCCACUGUUCGGGCACCAAACCUCAGUCGGGUACGUUUAUUCUUGAACAUCCGUUUCGUGAUACCCCAAAAACAAAUCAUGCAAAUUCUUCAAGAAGGAAAUCUGAGGCGGACACAGGAGGCUACGGAAGCCAACAAGACGUCGUCAAGAAGUCAUGCACUACUUCAGGUUACGCUACUAAAAAACAAUCGGCCUCAUUCAAAACUUUUCCUCAUAGAUUUGGCUGGAUCUGAAAGAGCAUCAAAUACAAACAAUCGUGGGCAACGUCUAAAGGAAGGUGCUGCCAUCAAUAGAUCAUUACUUGCUCUCGGCAACGUCAUUAAUUCCCUCUCAUCAAAUGUAAAAGGACGGUAUGUGAACUAUCGUGACAGCAAAUUGACUCGACUUUUGAAGGAUUCUCUAGGAGGAAAUGCUCGGACAUGCAUGAUCGCUCACGUCACAGCAGCCAGCGGACAUUUCGAAGAAACGUACAACACUCUCGUUUAUGCUUCAAGAGCGAAAAACAUAACGAAUAGGGUAACCAGAAAUCGUCCAGCUUCUGCAGAUCAGCCCUAUACCGAUGCAAUGAGAGAAAUGCGUCAGGAGUACGAACGUAGAACAAUCCCCCAUGCUGCAUCUACGAAUCAAAAAAGAUCACUGAACUCUGGAGCUUUUGAAGCAAACGCUGAUCGAGUAAUCAAUAUCGAGCGCGGGAAACGACCCUUUGAAUCUAAGAAUACUUUUUUUCAUGUUCAGACUGAGAAACGAGACUUUUCCUCUCUAUUCAACCAACUCAAAGAGCAGUAUGUGACGUUAUCCGACAAACAGCAAAAAUUAAGGGAACGGCUGAUGAAAGCCAAUCAGGAUGCUUACGAGGUGGAGAUGAGUCGUACAUCCAAACUGGCCAUAAUACAUGCCUGGGAGAAGCACAAUCAAGAAGAAAAGGCCGCAGAGAGUAUCAACCGCUUGAAAAACGACGUAGCUGAGUUGGAUGACCAAUUAAAUAAUAUGGUUGAAGUUCGACAAAAACUCGAACGAGCCCUACGGAAAGGACAAGAAACAGCAAAAUCCGUUGAAACACGGUUGCGGUCACUUGCUCAUACCAAGGAACAGAAUGAACUAAUCGAUCUCGUUGUUAGGAUGGAUAACGUGCAGGCUGAAAGAAUAUCGGCUGUAAACGAUCUUGCGAUACAAUCGCUCAUCAUGGAAAAGACAGAUAAUACAAUGUCAAAGCUAUCGAAGUAUGAAAUGUUAGCGGAAAAACUUAUCGAAGGACGAGUAGAUGAGAAGGAUCGCGAACGAUUGGAGCAGGAGUAUAGAAUAGUGAAGAAUCAAUUUCAUUACCACUUAAUACCGUUAAAAAAUAUCCAAAGCGUCGUAUCAUGGAACUCACUACUUCUUCCCAAACUUAAUUCUUCACUUUCCUCGUGA
This is a messenger RNA of Haemonchus placei, 2004 nucleotides long. Lineage: Eukaryota; Metazoa; Nematoda; Chromadorea; Rhabditida; Trichostrongylidae. The record is from the annotation of a GenBank genome assembly.